Messenger RNA from Eublepharis macularius, 2382 nucleotides. It is a transcript of the gene NDUFV3, whose product is annotated as NADH:ubiquinone oxidoreductase subunit V3. Gene Ontology annotation, biological process: mitochondrial ATP synthesis coupled electron transport. The transcript has 4 exons. Gene Ontology annotation, cellular component: mitochondrion. Lineage: Eukaryota; Metazoa; Chordata; Lepidosauria; Squamata; Eublepharidae. The coding region runs from base 130 to 1443 and encodes 437 amino acids. The record is from RefSeq and is a predicted model, not a curated record.
CUGCUUUAGACCUCGCCCAUGCGCUGAUUCCUCAUUCCUUAGGAGGAGCCUGAACUGAGGGUGGCGGGGGCUCUUUUGCCCUUCUUCCUCUCAAGUUGCGGAGGGGACGAGUUUUGGUGGGGCGCAGAAAUGGCGUUCUCUCUUCUCGUCGGUUGUGGCCGUGGCGCUGCGCUCAAGGUUUUAAAACUGCAAGCAUGGAAUCUUCAAUGUCUACCUUCCACUGUUUCUCUGUGUACCAAACCAGGGGACUCUGAAAAAGGCUCCACAAAAAAUAAAAGUGAGAACAUAAUUAGCACUAUACCUGAAGAAGCUGUAAAGUUAACAGAUGAAGAGCCGAAGAAAUUCUGGCCAAGUAAAACAUUGGUAACAUUUCCUCAGAGAGUAAUAUUUCCUUCUCUUGAGAGAGAGCCUGGGUUCUCCUCAACAGGAGGCUCAAGUGAGAAGCCAGACGAAGAGUCGUCCUCUUCAUCAAGCUCUGAAUCAGAUUCUAGCUCUGAUUCUGAUGAGGAAGAUAAUAUUAUCAAAGACUCACUAAAAACCAAGGUAGUGUUUCCAAGGCGGGAUCCCAUCUCAUCUGAGGUGGGAACAAUGAAGGAAGAUAAAGUGAAUGAUCAACAGUUUCCUCGAAGACAAAAGGGGGACAGUGAACCUGAGAAGCUCCUUUACAGUCCCAUAAUCAUUGAGUCUCCAAUCAAAAGAAAGGGAGGAUUGUUUCCAAAAGAAGAUCCUGUCUCUUCUGACAAUAGAACUGUGAAAUUAAAUACAAGCAAACAGCACUUUCCCCAACCACAAAAUGACCAUGCGCCUCAGAAUCUUCAAUACAGUCCCAGAAUCAUUGAGCCGCCAAUCAAAGAAAAGGAACUGUAUCAAACAGCUGAGAAAUUGGUACAAUCUGAAUUGGCAAAACAUGCCAUAAAACAAACAUCUAAAGAAACACAUUUAAAGGGCACAGACUUGGGACUAAACUCUGCAGAGAUUCAAGAUGCAGAAAGUCAAAGACCUACUGCUAAGAAACUGGAAACAUCUCCUUAUAAAGGAGCACCUAAUAAAUUGUGUGAAACUCAGCAACAAAGUGUGAUGACACACGGCUUGAAUUUGCUGAGUCAGGAAGAAAAUGCAGCAAGGGGUGUACAAGAAGCUGAAGCACACAAAAGAGCUGGUAUGGAAGUGCAAGAAAAGCUUUUCAAUGACACAACAACUGGGGUGGAAGCUACCAUGAAGCAAGAAAUCACCCUGGAAACAGGAAUUCAGACUGAACAGCAAAGCACUGCAACGGGAGUCAAGGCAGCAGUUGAAACUGCUCAAGAAGCAACUGACAUUUCUACCUACAAGAACUUGCAACAUCAUGAGUAUACACCGUUCACCUUUGUGGAUUAUGAUGUUGAGCUUUCAAAAUUCAGGCUGCCUCAGCCAUCAUCUGGAAAAAUAUCCCCUCAACACUGAAUCAUGCUGAAAUCAUAUGUAAAAAUACAUAAAUAAAAUAAUUUUGAAAAUAAAGUAAUAUCUGUAUAAUAAAAAGUUGUAAAUAAGAUUGCUGGUUCUUAGUUACUUCAGAAUGAACUCUGAAAUGAUUUAGUUUCCUAUUUAAUUUUAAGAAGCUGGCAGCAAUCUGGAGUUGUGGAAGAGGGGCACCCCCCCCCCACCACUCAAAAUCCCCCUCUUUCAGGUUUGGAAGAAAAUUGGUUUUUUCCUCCUCUUUUUUUUGUAACUAGUUGUUCUUAUUCUAUCCCCCACCGGAGCAUUUUCAGUAUAUAUUAAGCUGCUCUUUUAGGCUUUUUCCUUCUUUUGGUUGGUUUCUUUGGGGGGGGGGGAGGGUGCAUACCUGGAGAGUUCCCUGCUCCAUAUAAGUAGAGACUCCUAUCUCUUGGUUGUGACAGGCACUGUAUACUGCUUUCAUUAUGUGGGAGCAAAUGUUCUAAUUAUAGUGAUAUUAGACCUUUUAAAAUCUAAAUUCCUACAGUGUCUUAAUUAAAAGUCUUUGGUUUAAGUACUUGGUUAUUUCUCAUUGUGUGUUGAUGACAAGCAUGUACUACUUGGCUGUAGGUAGAUAAUCAGCAUGGAUUUUGUAAAAGGUGCAGAGUAGACUCUUACUAAGAAAGCACCUUUGGUCAAGUAAUACCAGAUUUUUAAUACGGUGUUUGAUAAAAAAAUGCACGUUUACAGUGCAAUCCUGUGCAUAAUUACUCCUGUCUAAUGUCUUCAGUAAGAUUAGACUAGAGUAACUGCAUAGAAUUGCACUGUUAGCAACCUGUUGUUACCUUCUGAAUUUUAAAGGUUUUUAAUCAUGAUAUAACAUGCACUUUUAUUCUGAUAGUAGUGGAGCACAAACUAGUGCAACAGUUGUCUUUUGUAACUUUUUAAAAUAAAAAUUAUGCUCACAUA